Molecule: messenger RNA, 672 nt
Organism: Penicillium cinerascens
Lineage: Eukaryota; Fungi; Ascomycota; Eurotiomycetes; Eurotiales; Aspergillaceae
Gene: wos2
Product: Hsp90 cochaperone SBA1
Exons: 4
Coding region: 1-672 (223 amino acids)
Biological process (GO): chaperone-mediated protein complex assembly; protein folding
Cellular component (GO): nucleus; cytosol
Molecular function (GO): protein-folding chaperone binding; Hsp90 protein binding
Source: RefSeq, a predicted model, not a curated record
AUGCCCGACACCUGCACCCCCGAAGUUACCUGGGCCCAGCGCUCCUCCGACUCGGAGCCCGAGCGGAACUACCUCUACGUUAACCUCAAGACUCCCGACGUCUCCAAGUCCGAUGCCGACCUCAACAUCACCCCCACCGAGGUCUCCUUCACUGGAAAGUCUGGAAAGGGUGUGACAUACAAGGUCUCGCUGCCCCUCUAUGCCGAGAUCGACCCCGAGAACAGCAAGGUGAACCACACCGACCGCGAGGUUGAGCUCGUUCUGCGCAAGAAGGAGUUGAAGCAGGAGUUCUGGCCCCGUCUGCUUAAGGAGGCCAAGAAGUACCACUUCCUGAAGACCGACUUCGACAAGUGGGUCGAUGAGGAUGAGCAGGAUGAGGCCGGUGAAGAUGACUACGCCAACAACUUCGGUGGAUUCGGCGGCCCUGGCGGCGAGGAGGGUGGCGGCCUGAGCAACAUCGACUUCUCCAAGCUCGGCGGUAUGGGCGGUGCCGGUGGCAUGCCCGACUUGAGCGCUCUUGCUGGCGCCGGUGGUGGCAUGCCCGACCUGAGUGCCUUUGCUGGUGCUGCUGGUGCUGCCGGCGGCGCCGGCGGUGCUGAGGGCGAGGACGACGAGGACCUGCCCGAGCUCGAGGAGGACAACCAGAAGUCCAAGAUUCAGGAGGUUUCUUAA